This is a messenger RNA of Malania oleifera, 1029 nucleotides long. RefSeq names its product trihelix transcription factor ASR3. The transcript has 2 exons. The record is from RefSeq and is a predicted model, not a curated record. NCBI's taxonomy places the organism in Eukaryota, Viridiplantae, Streptophyta, Magnoliopsida, Santalales, Ximeniaceae. Bases 70 to 831 code for a protein of 253 amino acids.
UUUAAUUUAAUAAUUUUUCGGGGUGAUGCAAGGAUAAAACCCUUCGAAGCAAAACCCUCCAGCCAGCCAAUGAGUUCCAUUGAACUUCACCAAGAAGAAGAAAUGAGCGAGUUGUCUCCAAUGGAGGAGGAAGCUCGGAAUCAUUCAGCUUCUCGGCGCACACGUUCCCAGGUUGCUCCCGACUGGUCUGUGAGCGAUUCCCUGAUUCUUGUCAACGAGAUUUCCGCCGUCGAAGCCGAUUGCUCCAAGGCUUUGUCUUCAUUUCAGAAAUGGAAGAUCAUUGCCGAAAAUUGUAUUGCUUUCGAUGUCAUAAGGACUUCGAAUCAGUGCCGCAGAAAGUGGGUCGCAUUGCUCGAUGAGUACAACGGGAUCAAGCUGUGGGAGUCGGAGACGAGCGGCUCCGAUUCCUAUUGGUCUUUGCAAGCUGAAGGACGAAGACGGCUUGGGCUUCCGGAUAAUUUCGACAGAACGCUGUUCGAUGCGAUCGAUAAACUCAUGCAAGAGGAUCCGUCGGACACGGACCCGGAUAAUGACCCAGAAGCAGAGGGGGAUACGCUCGAUGUCACUGCAGAAUCUGGUUUGAAGAUGCCAGGGCACCAGUCGGUGCCUGAACAAACCAACUCCAAGGAAGAGAAGGAGCUAAUGAUGGCUGAAAAACUGCGUGAGAAUGCAAAACAAAUCAAUGCCAUAGUUGAAGGAAACCUGAGCGAGAACAGCGAGGCAUUCCAAACCGAUUACAUAAGGCAUCAAGGGGAGGAGCUUAUUGUGUGCCUCCGAGAUCUUGCCAACAACCUCGGCCAGUUUUGUGAUCUUGUCCGAGAAAGUGGGUAAUUUUUCUGCAGCUUGAUUUUUAUCAAUGCAGUGUAAAAUCGCUGUAAAUGGAUGUAGAUGGGAAAUUUUUGAUUCGAUGGGGAGGAUCUGGAAUGCUCAUGCAAAUACUAUCCUUCCAUUCUGCUUAAUGUAUCCGUUAAAGAUGAACCCAAUGUGCCUUAUGGUAGCUUUCAUUUAUAACUAUUUAUAGUUUACCCA